AAACCUUUCAAAAUGAACAUAUGCUUGCUUCCCAGGUAGUACCACUCAACAGUAUUCUUUUACUUUCCUUCUUUCACAAAAGCCAUGGAACCCAAGAAGCUCCUCCUCCUCUUCCUCUUCUUUCUUUUCCACUCCGCCUGCCACGUCAUCCUCACAGCCGCCAUCGGCGUCAACUACGGCACAGUAGCCGACAACCUCCCGCCCCCGUCCCAGGUCGCCACCUUCCUCAAGACCAAGACCACCAUCGACCGCGUCAAGAUCUUCGACACCAACCCCGACGUCCUCCGCGCAUUCGCCAACACCGGCAUCGCCGUCACCGUCACCGUCGGUAACGGCGACUUCCCGCCCCUCGCCAAGCUCCCCGCCGCCCAGUCCUGGGUGGCCGACAACAUCCUCCCCUUCUAUCCCCGCACCAACAUCAACCGAAUCGCCGUCGGGAACGAAAUCCUCGCCACGUCGGACAAGGACCUCAUCGCGCAUCUCCUGCCGGCUAUGAAGGCGCUCCACUCGGCUCUCAACCUCGCCAACAUCACCGCCAUUCAGGUCUCGACACCUCACUCGCUCGGCAUACUCGCCCCCAACACGGGCCCACCGAGCCAAGGACAGUUCCGGACCGGCUACGACAAGAUCUUGGAGUACCAUCGCCAGACCAAAUCGCCGUUCCUCGUCAACCCGUACCCGUUUUUUGGUCUCUCACCCGAUACGCUCAACUACGCGACUUUCAGGCCAAACGGCGGCGUUUUCGACAAUGCCACCGGCAUGAACUACACCAACAUGUUCGACGCCCAGAUGGACGCGGUUUUCUCCGCGAUGAAGAAGGUCGGGCAUGAAGACGUGGAUCUAGUAGUCGCCGAAACCGGGUGGCCCUCCGCGGGUGACCCGAACCAACUCGGUGUCAGCUUGGAAAACGCGGUGUCGUACAACGGGAACCUCAUCCGCCACGUUAGAUCCGGGAAGGGCACGCCGUUGAUGCCGAACAGGACGUUCGAGACUUACAUUUUCGCGCUGUUCAAUGAGAACCUGAAGCCCACGCUGUCGGAGCAGAAUUACGGGCUGUUCAAACCCGACCUCGACCCGGUUUACGACGUCGUGCUCUGCGUCUCUGACACACUGCGUCCCAGCUUUUUCAAAAAUGAGUCGGUGCUUACGACAAAGCUUUUACGCGUCGUUGUCGUUUUGUGUGUAUUGACCGUGCGUUUCAUAUUUAUCUAAUUAGGCACAGGGCCCCACAUCCGGCCCGGCAUCAGGCUCAUCAGCGAGUACAGCAACAGGCCCAGCAGCGAUGGGUCCCACGCGCGAUGUAGUUGCGCAACCACCGUCGUCGACGGGUAAGAGGUGGUGCGUGCCGAAACCGAACGCUACCGAGGCGACGCUGCAGAAGAACAUAGACUACGUUUGCAGCAGCGGAGUGGACUGCAAGCCCAUACAGAAUGGUGGGCUACAUUUGUAGUGGGGACUAUAAUUCUAGAGGUGGCGAUUGUUGGCCAUUUUUUGGGUGCUAGGGCAUGAGAUUUGAAGCUCAUAGCUAGUAAUUAUCUAGGGUUUGCACCAUUAAGAUGUUAUUUAAGGUGCACUGAAUUUUUCACAUAUAUAAUAACGAGUUUUAUGUCUGUGCCUGUAA
This is a messenger RNA of Rosa chinensis, 1621 nucleotides long. RefSeq names its product glucan endo-1,3-beta-glucosidase. Gene Ontology annotation, cellular component: plasma membrane. The transcript has a single exon. Gene Ontology annotation, molecular function: hydrolase activity, hydrolyzing O-glycosyl compounds. Lineage: Eukaryota; Viridiplantae; Streptophyta; Magnoliopsida; Rosales; Rosaceae. The record is from RefSeq and is a predicted model, not a curated record. Bases 85 to 1212 code for a protein of 375 amino acids. Gene Ontology annotation, biological process: carbohydrate metabolic process.